AUAAUCCAAAAUCCUUUCAUUAAAUAAAUGGCCAAGUGUGAUCAAAAGGACCAAGAAGAAAUCAAAAUCAACCUAAAGGACCCUCUAAAUACCGGAAGCACAGGUUUUGAAGAUGAAGCUACAGAAGAUAAUGACCAAGUCAACGAUAGCUAUCUUUUAGACCCCUUAUUAUCCCAAACUACAAAGUGUAAAAGAUCUGACUUUUUCAGGGGAAGUGAUAAUUUCUCAAAAAGUGAGAUAUUAGCACAACCAAAACUUUCUGGAAAAUUCUCCUAUGACUCCGUUGACAAAAUCAGUUUUAAGAUCAAGAAGAGGAACAAGUUCAGAACUUAUCCUCAGAGCUGAUUGCGCGAAAAGAGCAGCUCAGUUAGAUUCGAUAGAUCUGGUAACCAGAUCUCUACCAAGCUAAAGUCUGUGAAAGAUUCUGAGAAUAGUAAGAUCAAGGAAGAGGAGGAGGAUGAGCCAAAAAGGCAGGAUGCUAAUUUUCAGAUCCCUGAGGAAAAUAAUUUCCAUAUCUCUUUCAAAGAUCAAAUCCAGAAAAAACCUCUCAUGAUGGUAUUUGAAGUGGAAAGUUUCAAAAAGUACAAUGGGGAACAGAAGUGAUGAGCCGAUCUCCCUUGUACAAUUUUUUAAGCCAAGAAGGCACUAAAUUUAUCGAUAAUUUAUCGCUACC
This is a messenger RNA of Moneuplotes crassus, 673 nucleotides long. The record is from the annotation of a GenBank genome assembly. NCBI's taxonomy places the organism in Eukaryota, Ciliophora, Spirotrichea, Euplotida, Euplotidae.